Molecule: messenger RNA, 369 nt
Organism: Ipomoea nil (Japanese morning glory)
Lineage: Eukaryota; Viridiplantae; Streptophyta; Magnoliopsida; Solanales; Convolvulaceae
Exons: 1
Coding region: 1-369 (122 amino acids)
Molecular function (GO): nucleic acid binding; RNA-DNA hybrid ribonuclease activity
Source: RefSeq, a predicted model, not a curated record
AUGACGAAGAUUAGUUUCGCAUCUGAACUCUGGGGGCUACAAAAAGGCCUCCGUUUAGCAAAGCACCAUGAUUUCGACCGAGUGGAGACAGAAACUGAUUCGUUGGCGGUUGUUCAAGCCCUAAGCAAGAACGCUGAGACAACCGUGGAGGUUGAUACUCUCAUUAACGACUGUAAGACCCUUAUGCAUGGUUUUUAUGCUUUUGAGUUCAAACACAUCUUUAGAGAAGGGAACCAGUGCACAGACUACUUCGCAAAUAUGGGCCAAGACUCCCAGUGGGCCACUAAUAUCCUCCGGCACCCUCCUGAAGAGAUCAUCCAAAUGCUGAAUCGUGACGCUAAUGGCAUAGUUGUGAGAAGAUUUUAUUAA